Molecule: messenger RNA, 734 nt
Organism: Emiliania huxleyi CCMP1516
Lineage: Eukaryota; Haptophyta; Isochrysidales; Noelaerhabdaceae
Exons: 3
Coding region: 1-558 (185 amino acids)
Source: RefSeq, a predicted model, not a curated record
AUGGCUGCCUGGGCGCACGGCGGCAGCUACGGCGACCGCGUCCGCUUCCUCAUGCUCUGCGUGGAGACGGGCGCGAGUGGCCUCCGCACGGCCAAGGCGUUUGGCAAGGAGUUUCGGCUGCCAGCGACGGUGGUGAACGGGUACAUUGAGAGCAAGUCGGAGCUGCCGCGCUUCGGCCAGCUCGGCUGCGGCGGCUUUGUGGUCCUCGGCCGCCACGGAGAGUUUGUCGCCGCGCGAACCGUGCCUUCGUAUCUGGACCGAGGCAGCUACCGCACCAGAGCUCCGCCCGAGCCGGCAUCGGAUCAGGCGAGUCUGGUGGCUGGAUGCCACCGCUCGAGAGGCGAUCUCGCCGGCACCGCGUCGCACGUGAAGCACCACCGCGCGCUCCUGGCGAGCAUGGACGCCGCCGUGCAGAGCUGCGAGGAGGGCGCCGAGUGCUCGCGGGGAGGCUGCUGUGCGCCCGGACUGGUCAGCGACGAAUCGGUGCGCCGCAUCCUCGGGGAGCUGCAGCAGCACGGCGACGUGUACGAUGCCGCCUACGUAGGCAGGCUCGGCUAGCGGCGCUCGAGGCCGACCCCUCCCCUUCCUUCCGACGCAACACAUGACCACUAGUCGGACAUCUCCCACUUUGCGGAGCCCGGCCGGUGUGAAGUCCUCACGGGGCCACAAAGCCCUAUGCCAACGCGUCGUUUCUCGUGUGGGGCUGGUUCGGAAAAAGUUUCGUUCUUAAAAUA